This is a messenger RNA of Thecamonas trahens ATCC 50062, 4800 nucleotides long. RefSeq lists its product as uncharacterized. The transcript is spliced from 3 exons. Bases 7 to 4800 code for a protein of 1597 amino acids. Lineage: Eukaryota; Apusomonadida; Apusomonadidae. The record is from RefSeq and is a predicted model, not a curated record.
CACAUAAUGGUGCUCACCAAACAUGUGGUCAUAGUGGUGGUACUCUUGGGAGUGACCAUGGCGUUCCUUCCGCACACUGCCGCAAGUCGCAUGGGCGUCUGCUCCGGCGCCACGGCUAUCACACCAGGAUUCCUUGCUUCAGAUUUUGCUGUCUUGGCCGAUGAACGGCUAGUGGUGGUGGGACAGACAUCACCAGCCAGCGUCAUGGCGCGGUUUUAUGAUCGCCUCACGCUCACGCCCAUUGGCUCAGCCUUUAUGCUGCAUGAUACUGGUCCGACAGCAGCAUCGAGAGCAUCACCAGUGGUGGCCGCAGAUCCGUACUCGACAGGCUUUUACGUCGCCUGGUACGCCAGAGACCAGUCCGACCACGUGGGUGGUAACUCGGACGAGACCGUCGUUCGCGCCUUUGAUGGAUCGGGCGCUCCGCUCUCGGCAGAGAUCUGGGUGAACAAGGACUUUUUCGUCACAAAUGGCCAGUAUCCGACCGCGCUCGAGGUUCUGCCCUCCGGCAAUGUGGUGGUUACCAUCACCUCGUGGAACAACGUGGCUAUCUUUGCCGUCUACGGCCCGCAGCUGGCGUCGGCCAUUGUGCCUGCUACAGGUCUAGGUUCAUCGACAGAAAACCCGUCGGCCUUUUCGCUCGGAGAGGACGAGGCUGUUGUGUUGGCCCAGGAGACGUCGUCCAGCGCCACCAGCAAAAUCCGCAUUCUCAACGCCACUACAGGCACCACAAGCCGCUCGAGCAGCCUUGAAGCUUUGGUCUCGCCAAACUUGGUCUAUCAUCCGCUCAUCGGCACCGCAGUGCCCGGGGGCAUGGUCAUUACCUUUGCUGACCUCAACUCGGGUGAGAUCCCACUCUACGCUGCCGGCAUCCGCUCGGACCUCACAGUCGCCACUCCAAAGACCUGGCUCCAUCCUGAAGAGCCCAUCGGCCGAUGGUAUCCGCGCGCCAUUCGCCCGCUUGCCGGCGGCUUUGCCAUCCUCCACAACAACCGGAUGAACGUCGGCAUGCUAAGAACGUAUGCCUACUCGAUGGAUGCGCCCGGGCCCGAGGGCAAUCUCAACGCGUACUCUUCGCUGCACACCCUCCCGUUCACCUUUACCACGCCGAGCAUUCUUCCAAAUGCACAGAUGCACGCUGUUGCAGACCUCGGCGUCGGAGGCACCGCCCUCGUCAUUGCAAAGCUCGCUUUGUUUUCCCCCGAGUUUGUCACUUGCUACGCCGAGGCCAUCGUACUCGACGCCACCAUCUGCGCGCAUCACGGGACUGCCGUGUACUCGCUCGACUGCCUCUCUGCUGCGCUUGCAAACACCACGCUAGUCACCAACUACGCCACCUUUGAGCUGGCGCCCGGCACCUGGUCGUCAUGUCCGGCCACCGGCAUCCUUCUCACCUCGGCCACCAACAUUCGCGGCGGCGGCGCGUCGCCGGACGACGUCAUCAUCGACUGUGCCGGCACAGGCAUCGCCUUUCGCCUUGACCCGGUGGCUGUCGGCGGCCCGGCCAACAUGCACACUUCCACCAUCAUCUCGCACAUGACCAUCCGCAAUGGCGACGGCACCGCUGCGAGCUUGGCUGGUGCCAUCCACGUCGCCAACGCCGUCCCGGGCCCGACCCUCUCGUCGCUGGUCGUGAGCAGCUGCCGUGGUGCAACAGGCGGCGGUAUUGCGCUUCUCGAUGCGGGCGCCACGCUCGACUCGGUCACCGUGUCCAGUUCUACAGCCCAGACGUCCGGUGGAGGCAUCGCCAUCGCCAUCACUUCGCCGCCCGGCUCGGGCACUGUCGUCUCGAUCAAGAGCGUCACAAUCUCGUCCUGCACCGCGCUCUCUGGAUCCGGCGGCGGGCUUUCGCUCGUCACCGCUACGGCCGUCACACAGAUUGCCACCUUUGCCGAUGUCCACGUCACUGACUGCGCGGCUCGGCUCGGUCUCGGCGGUGGUGUAGCGAUGGUUGGCGCCAUGGACUUGUCUCUCGGCCCAAACCUACACAUCAACACCUCGGUGGCGCUCGGCGGCGGUGGCCUCGCGGUGGAGGAUCCGGUCUCGCUCACCGUCACCGACGCGGUUAUGGCUGGUAACUCGGCCAUUGGCCUCGAUGGCUCGGCCAGUCAUGGUGGUGGCGGCGCACUCGCCCGCGUGCGACUCCGCGGCAAACUUAUCAACACCGCGUGGAGCGCGGUGUCUUGGUACGCCAACUCGGCGGCCUCGCUCGGCGGCGGCCUCUACGUCCUGGGCAUGCCGACCACUGUUACAAGUAGCAGCCUUGUCAACAACAACGCCGCAUCCGGCGGCGGCCUCGCCUUUAGCUCACUCUCGGCUGUUCCGCGGGCAGUGACCAUGAUUUCUGCCGUCCUCUCGAGCAACUCGGCAUCGCUUGCCGGCGGCGGUGCCCUUCUCCGUGGCGGCAUACUGACCGCAACCGCCUCUACGUUUGCUGGCAACACCGCAGAUCGCUACGGUGGCGGCUUGUUUGUCACUGACGAGGCACAGGCAGUCAUUGGGUCUGGAUCGCUCUUUGCAUCCAACGCUGCAACGCUCGCUGGUGGCGGCACCUUUGAGUGCCGGCUCGCUGCCGAGUGUGGUCGUGCUGCAGCGACGUGCCUCGCCACCCAGCCGCGGCCCGACGGCAUUGACAGAGCGCUCAUCAACUGGGACGCUGCCGCGUACGCCGCCACCGCCGCCGCGUCCAAUGCCGCGGCCCAGGGCCCGAUCUCCGCGUCGGACGCUGUCGCCGUUGGCGUUGUUGGUGGCGGCAUCGGGGCCAGCACAUCCUUGGAAGUUCCGUCCGGGAACAAUCCGCUUCCAGGCGCCGUCUUUUUUGCCACCGACGUCUACAACCAAUCUGUCAUUACCGGCGAUGUGCUGCGGGUGAUGGUGCGACCGGCCGGCGAUCCGGCAAGCCUAGAACCGCCGCGGCUAGCGCCGCUCGCGCUGGCGAGCUCACUCGCAGUUGCGUCGUCGCACGAUGCUGCCGAGGCAACGUGCAGCCUCGACGUCGCUGCAGGAGGACAGUGCAGCCUGCCGACGCUGGGCCUCUUUGCCACUUCUGCCAACGCUACGUCUGUGCCGGUUGUCCUCGCGGUUGUGCUCGAUGCCGCUCCGUGUGUCGGGGCGCCAGUAGCACUCUCGGUCCGGGCCACCGAAUGCGCGUCGGGCCUGACCGGCUCGGUCAUUGCCGGCCGGUACACAUGCAUCGAACUGUGCGGCGCCGGCACGUUUGUCAACAAGACCGCCGGCGCGGCGUCGGUUUGCUCGCCGUGUCCGCGCGGCAGCUCGCAGUCAUCGCCGCAACACCAAGACAAGCAGUGCAAGCCAUGUGGUGGCGGAAGUUACGCGUUUGAAGGCGCGACAGCGUGUACUGCGUGCCCCCCAGGAGGCGAGUGUGGGCCGGACGGCGUGUUCUUGCACGCUGCGUCGGGAUACUGGUAUCCGGCCGGGAGCAACGCCGAUGGCCUCCACGUCGCCGAGUUCUUCGAGUGUGUCAAUCCCGAUUCAUGCCCGGGCGGUCCACAGUACUCGGUAUGUGCGUCUGAAUAUGCGCCAAACGCCUUUCUCUGCCACCGGUGCAAGGCCGGGGCAGCCAAGGUUGGGCAUGUGUGCCAAGAGUGCUGGCCUGUCUGGGCGGCAGCGCUCGCUACGAUCGUUCUCUUUGUCAUAGUCAUCGCCGUGGUUGUCUACCUCAUUCGCAAGGCUGGCUCCGGCACCCAAAUCCAGUCGCUUGUCCUCAAGAUUGCGUUGUCGUACCUGCAGAUGCUCUCGCUGGCGUCGUCGUUCAAGUCGCAAACCUCGACGCUCUUCCAGUCGUACGUCUCGGGCGCGUCGUCGGGCGCUCUGCUCUCGGCCGACUUUUUCGCCCUGGUGUGCCUCACCGGCCACGGCUUUUUCGACGAGUUUGUCUUUUACAUGAUCCUCCCGCUCAUCAUCGUAGUUGUUGUCCGGAGCGUCUACGCCGCACUCUUCGCCAAGUCGACCGGCGGCUCGUGGCUGCGGUUCCUCUUCUGCCGCGGCGCGCAUCCAUCGUGGCCGGCCGAGCUCGUAACCAGCUACUCGGCGCAUCAGGUGGCCGCGCUCCAGGCCGGUACCAUUGCCGUCUUUCUCGUCUACCCGACGAUUGUGCGCCAAAUCCUGCUCGUCUUCCACUGCCAGAGCUUUGCCGGCGAGCUGCGGCUCAAGCCCGAUCUCGACACGGUCUGCUACCAAGGCAAGCACCUCGACUACGCCAUUGCUGCCGGCGCCGGCGUCCUUGUCUACGUCGUCGGUGUCCCGCUUGUUGCCGAUGUUUGGUUCUUUGAGUUUCUGGUCAUGGCCCGCAAGUCGAUCAUUGUGGCGGUGGCGGUCUUCAUCGACUCUGUUGACUUGCAGAUCUCGUCUGGUGGCACGGCGGUCGUGGUCUUUGGCGUCCUGCUCAACACCCGCCUGCGGCCGUUCGAGUCGCCGAUGCUCAACCAUCUCGAGGAAGCUGCCCUCACCAUUGUCGCGGUGACCAUCAUUUCCGGUGCCUCGCUUCGCGACGGCACAGACGCCUCGUCCGACUCGCAGCAGUUGCUGAUCGUUGUCCUCCUGCUGAUCAACUCGGUCUUGAUGGCCUCGUUUAUCUUUCUCUGGCUCCGCGCGCGGUUCUUUCGCGCGUCCGUCAAGGUGGCUGACGAAACGAGCUCUGAUGAGCCAGAAGACUCACUGCUGGCCGACAAAAAACCGGAGCUGGCCAUCGAGCCGGCGUGCGUGACGUCCUUAAGCUCAGUGUCGACCAGCGAGCCUGAGACCAGGCCCGCGCUGGGCCCACGCCAGAUCCACUGGUGA